CAGAACUCCCUCUCUCUCUCUCUCUCUCGAUUCAGAGAUGGCAGCUUAUUCCGCCGUGGUGUCCUUAGAGAAGCAUCUGAAGUAGCUCCUGGAGUCCGACCAAUCCCCUCUCCACGAUCAAAAGCCACACCUCCAAUCCUUGUACAAUACCAUCUCCACCUUGCGAAAAUCCGUCGAAACGAUCUUCCCCGCCCCCAAACAACACCGCCAAACCGCAGCCGCCCUCGCAACCCUAAUCCGAGACGCAAUCUACCACGCGCAAGACGCGCUCGAUUCCUUCCUCUCCGCCAAAUCCCCCACCUUCUCCUUCCCACCAAUUACACAAACAAUCCACCCCAUCGCAAAUCAGGCGCAGUCGCUCGCCGAUUCAAUCCGCAAACAGAAACCACUCCUAGGCGCCGCCACCGCGGCCGAUAUCCCUCCGCCGCCCCGAUCCUACCUCGUCACCCGCACAUUCCGGAUCGUAGGGCAGGAGAGAGACAAGCAGCUCCUCAUCGAAGAGCUGGUCAGCGAUGUACACCAGCUCCAAAUCGUCCCCAUCAGCGGGAUGGCCGGCAUCGGUAAGACUACUCUCGCUCGAAGCCUUUACGACGAUCGUCACAUUAUGAAUAGCUUCCAUUUUCGCGCUUGGGUCACUGUAUCCCAGGAUUACCACGUCGGUGAUAUUUUAGCUAGAUUGUUAAAUUCAAUGGACAAAAAGGGUCAGAAAGCCGUAGAGAGAGUGUACGAAGGCAGCGAUGAUUUGAUGCUCAGGGUUGAUGUUCAUCAGAGAUUGUACGAUCACAAAUAUCUCGUUGUAAUUGAUGAUAUGUGGGAUAAUGCUACUUGGGAUAGUUUGAAGAAUUCGUUUCCGGAUAACAAAAACGGAAGUCGAAUUGUUCUCACUACGAGAGUCGAGUCCAUAGCUGAAACUGCCAAAUCCUCUACAUUUUGCCAUAAGAUGCAGACUCUAGAUGAAGAAAAUAGCUGGAUUUUGCUCUGUGACAGGGCGUCUGAAGGGAAGCCAUCCCCUCCUCACUUGGAGAAGAUCGGUAGAGGGAUCGCCAGCAAUUGUCAAGGCCUUCCUCUCUCUCUAACCGUCAUCGGUGGUCUCCUCUCUCAAGAGAGGCAGACGGAGGAGUACUGGCAGACCAUCGAGGAGGACACGAACGCUGCAGCUGCGAAAGGCAAAGAGGCCUACUUGGAGAUUCUGCUUUUGAGCUACAAUCACUUGCCCUGUCAACUCAAGGGAUGCUUCCUUUAUUUGGGAGCUUUUCCUGAAGAUAGUGACAUCCCUCUCUCUAAACUGUCAAAGCUAUGGAUUGGAGAGGGACUUCUGGUGGAAACCGAGCGCCAGGGGAGGCUGGAGAAGGUCGCGGAGGAUUACUUGGUGGAUCUCACUCAGAGGAAUCUGAUCACAGUUCGCAAGAUUAGUUCAAGUGGGAGGAUUAAGACUUGUGGAUUGCACGACAGUCUGCGCGAUCUAGCUGUGAAGGAGUCAGGGACGGAGAAGUUCUUUCACUCUGUAAGGAGGUAUGCAAACGCGCAAAUAUUAGAGGAA
This is a messenger RNA of Salvia splendens (bonfire salvia), 1540 nucleotides long. Its product is annotated as disease resistance protein RPP13-like. Gene Ontology annotation, molecular function: ADP binding. The record is from RefSeq and is a predicted model, not a curated record. The transcript has a single exon. The annotation marks the transcript as partial. Gene Ontology annotation, biological process: defense response to other organism. NCBI's taxonomy places the organism in Eukaryota, Viridiplantae, Streptophyta, Magnoliopsida, Lamiales, Lamiaceae.